CCGAGGACCAACGAAGGAGACCAACUCCCAGGUUCAGCCAGGGCUUGGAGUUACUAGAAGGCAACAUUUCGGACACUGGGGGAUAAACAAGGCAGGUUCCAGCUGUGUGCCGUUGGUACAGAAUCGCAGGAAACACCUUGCAGCUGCAGAUUAACAAUAUCGGACUUUACAUAACAUUGAAGCUUUGCUCUGAUGCUGCCAGAAAGCCACUAGAAAACUACCAGAAGGGCUGGAGCCAGCACCAAGACAGGGCAGUCCGGAUCUUUUCUUUUCCAUUGAAAACAAAUGGUUUUGAGUCAUGGAUCAAGCUAUUGUGGACAAUCCUGUUACCCUUGUCAUCAGGGCUCCCAACCAGAAGUACGAUGACCAGACCAUCAACUGUUACCAGAACUGGACUGUGGAGAAACUCAAAGCACACUUGUCAGAUGUGUACCCAAGCAAACCAAGCUCCAAAGACCAGAGGCUGGUGUAUUCUGGGAAGCUGCUUUUGGAUCACUUUACCUUAAAAGAUGUGCUCAGAAAGCAGGAUGAGUACCAUAUGCUCCAUCUGGUGUGCGCCUCACGAACCCCUCCCAGCUCCCCAAAGCCCCCCCGCAGCCGCAGUAACAAGCCUCAGGAGAACUUGGCCGGUCCCACGCCCAUUACGAACUCAAAUAGCCCUCCCACUGGUCCACAUCAGUCAUCUACAGGAGAGAGCAGUGAUGGACUCAGACAGCGAGCUGGACCCUUCCCUUACCACCAGGUGUAUUCACAAUUAAUGCAGAGCUGGAACCAAUACUCUCCACAUUCAACUCCUCACACAAACAUGCCUGCUUAUUACAACCCCAUGACGCUAAUGUGGUGGCAGCAGCUGUACGCCCGGCAGUACUACAUGCAUUAUCAGUUACUGGCUGCCUCCGCUCAGCACCUCAGGCCGGAUCAGCCCUCAACUCAGUCCAGCCAGCCCGAUUCUCUAAGCCAGCGACCUCAAGCUGAUCCCCAUGGCAACCCAGAGGUCCAGAUGAACGCCCAGGGAGGGGAGAUCCUGAACGAGGAGGAGCUAAACUGGGACUGGUUGGACUGGGUGUACACAUUUUCUCGUGCUGCGAUCUUGCUUAGCAUAGUCUACUUCUACUCCUCCUUCAGCCGCUUUGUCAUGGUGACGAUGGCCAUGCUGGUGCUUUACCUGCACCAAGCCGGCUGGUUUCCUUUCAACCUGGAGAAUGAACUCCAGCUCCCUGGAGACAGAGCCAAUCAGGACGACAUGGAGGGGGAGCUACAAAACCUCGACUUACAAGAGAUGGAAGGCGUGAUGGAUGACGGCUCGGAUGAUGACGGUGAAAGUGGAGAGGAAGGCGCAGAAGAUCCGAACAGCGCCCCCCACGCAGGCUUCCUAUCCUCCACGUGGUCAUUCAUCAUAACCUUCUUCAUGUCGCUCAUCCCAGAGGGACCGCCAAACGCUGCUAACUGAACCACGAGCACCAUGAGCCACCGCAGCUCUCCACAGGAGCACAUUCUUUCUUUAAGAGAGGACAAAUAUCCUGCCCAUUUAGGGAAACUCUUUGUCUGUUGCAAUGCAGUGUUAUAGUUUCCCACUAGUCUACUUUUCUCCAUAUCUUAGUCAGAAGGUCACUUUAUAUUGACCUUUUUUGUUUGUCUGCAUGAAGACAAACAUUUUGAACUGUCAAAUGAAAUCAACAUUAGUUGAUCUUCUACAAACAAGAAUUGCUAGUGAUACCUUGUAAACAUAGUGAAAAUAAUAGUGUGCCAGUGCACUGUUUCAUAAAAUGAUUCAUAAAAUAGAGACAGCAGGCACAUUUAUAAAGAAAAAUAAUUAUAGCACUAUUUGUGUUUAACAACCCGACUCUUUUUUUUCUCUUUGUAAGAAGCUACAAUAUUUGUUGAAAUAGUUUUGUUUGAACUAUAAUGAUUUUUUUUUUGUAAUAAUGGUGGUUGUAUUCCAACAAGAAAUUGAAAUAAAAGGGCCACUUUUAGUCCAAAAGCUGAACUAAAGCAAGUAAUCCUGAAAUCACGCAGCUCCUGUGAUAAAGGACGUGAGUGAUUUUGGCUUGAGAGUUCAUAAAGUGUGUCUGAACACAUUGUGUGCUGUGUUCCCGUGUAACACAGAGUGAUGCUGGCUUCUGAAAAGUGAAUCAGCGUACCACUAACUCUCUAAAACAGCCUGAAAGGACUGAGCGAGAUAGAAGAAUUGAUCUCCCACCACUAAUGGAGUAUCAAGUCAUGUUUUAAGACACUUUAAAAUGCCCUACUCCUUAAGCCAGGGGUGUCCAAACUGUUCCACAAAGGGCUGUGUGGCUGCAGGUUUUUGUUCCAACCAAGCAGCAGCACACCAGACUUGACUCAUUAAAUCAACUGAUCUCAGUCUUCAGACAGUUGAUUGGUUACACUGUGUGCUCUUCAUUGGUUGGAACAAAAACCUGCAGCCACACCGGCCCUUUGUGGAACAGUUUGGACACCCCUGGCUUAAGCACUGCCUCAAUGCUGAGUUUGUGUAGGACAAACCGAACACCUCUCAAGUUUGUGAAAAUGGCUGCUGCUGUUACAUUUAUCAUGUUGUGUACCAGUAAUAAUAUUCAUGUUUAUUAAACCUACCUUGAU
Messenger RNA from Toxotes jaculatrix (banded archerfish), 2598 nucleotides. RefSeq names its product homocysteine-responsive endoplasmic reticulum-resident ubiquitin-like domain member 2 protein. Lineage: Eukaryota; Metazoa; Chordata; Actinopteri; Toxotidae. Gene Ontology annotation, biological process: endoplasmic reticulum unfolded protein response. Gene Ontology annotation, molecular function: protein binding. The transcript has 9 exons. The coding region runs from base 299 to 1450 and encodes 383 amino acids. The record is from RefSeq and is a predicted model, not a curated record.